AUGGCAAGUCCCGACCCGAAUACUCACAUGUACCUGAACUACAUCAUUAUCUCCCUGGUCCUCCUCUCUUCUGCCAAUGGGUACGACGGAUCUCUCAUGAAUGGCCUGCAAGCCUUGGAUCAAUGGAACAUUUUCAUGGACUAUCCGACCGGCGCCAAACUGGGAUGGAUCAAUGCGAUCUCCUUGCUUGGCUGCGGGGUGGCAUCCCCUGUUGCAGCCUGGGUCUCUAACCGAUUCGGGCGCAAACCCGGAAUCUACGGGGGCUAUAUCUUUUUGAUUCUGGGCUCCGUACUGCAGACAGCCUCUCCAAACCCGACAGCGUUCCUACUGGCCCGUCUGUCUGUGGGUGUGGCGUCUGCCUUUUUCGGAAAUGCGGCUCCCCUGCUGAUCAACGAGAUAGCGCACCCAAGCCACCGAAGCAUCUUGAACUCGCUAUUUAUGACCGGAUGGUAUGUCGGGGGUAGCGUCUCUGGAUGGGUUAUAUUCGCGUCCCGAACCUAUCCCUCGUCGUGGUCCUGGCGCCUUCCAUCGCUUCUGCAGGCUCUUCUCCCGGCCGCCGCCUUGCCCGGACUCCUUCUCGCUCCAGAGAGUCCGCGAUGGCUCAUUUCAGAGGGACGCGAUGAUGAGGCGUAUGCCAUUUUAACACGAUAUCAUGCCGUCGGCCGUCGCUCAUCCGUGGUGGAUGCCGAAUUCCAGGAGAUCCGCGCGACGAUUCUCGAGCAAGACGUUCACAAGGGCGCCAGUUACGCAGAUAUGUUCCAGACUCCAGGAAAUCGGCAUCGACUGAUGAUUUCCCUCAGUUUGGGGUUUUUCGCCCAAUGGGUAGGCAAUGGUGUCAUCUCAUACUAUCUAGCUCUCAUACUAGAUACCGUCGGGGUGACCAGCGUCAGCAAUCAGACGCUGAUAUCGGCCUGCUUGCAGAUGUGGAAUCUUCUGUUUGCCAUCGUAGGUGCGUGGCUGAUUGAUCGCUUCGGGCGACGUCCACUGUCCCUUGCAUCGGCCAUGAUCAUGCUCAUCAGUUAUGUCCUCGUCACGGCACUAUCGGGGUCUUUCGCAGCAAGUCGUCAUGCAGCCACGGGGACCGCUGUCAUACCAUUCCUCUUCAUCUUCUUUGCUGGUUAUGGCAUUGCUCUGACUCCAUUGCUCACGGCGUAUCCAUGCGAAAUCUGGCCUUUUCGUCUUCGAUCCCGAGGUCUGGCUGUGACGUGGAUUUCCACUAUCUGUGCUACGUUUUUCAAUACUUUCGUCAACCCCAUCGCCCUGGAAGCUAUUUCAUGGAGGUAUUACUUGGUCUUCAUUGCGAUGCUGCUGCUGUUCGGUGUCACCGCAUAUUUUCUGUACCCCGAAACCAAGGGCUACACGCUGGAACAAAUAGCUGUCAUCUUUGAUGGACCGACGAGCAGAUUGAAUGACCUCGAAGCGGAACCGGAAUCAGUUGACGCCGGAGACGAUCCGAAGAGGGUCACGUCUACAAUACACCGAGAGUCUAUAUAG
Aspergillus thermomutatus is the source of this 1494-nucleotide messenger RNA. RefSeq lists its product as uncharacterized. Gene Ontology annotation, molecular function: carbohydrate:proton symporter activity. Gene Ontology annotation, cellular component: membrane. The transcript is spliced from 3 exons. NCBI's taxonomy places the organism in Eukaryota, Fungi, Ascomycota, Eurotiomycetes, Eurotiales, Aspergillaceae. The record is from RefSeq and is a predicted model, not a curated record. Bases 1 to 1494 code for a protein of 497 amino acids. Gene Ontology annotation, biological process: transmembrane transport; carbohydrate transport.